GUCUUUGAACUCAUAGAGAUUUGCCUGCCCUUCUCUCCCUAGUGCUAGGAUUAAAUGUGUAUACCACCUGACAAUAGUUUUUAAAUAUUUGAGAUGGGGUCUAUGUAAUUCUGGUUUGCCUUGAACUCAGAGAUUAAAUGAGAUUAAAGGCCGGUACUAUACAACAUGCAUUCCUAAUGACUUUUUUAAAAAGUCAUACUUUCUUAGUACAUUUUAUUAGGGGAGCCAUGCAUGGAAGGAAGUUCUGGAGUUGUCUCUGUCUAUCCUAUCAUGUGGAUCCUGAGUUAAAGAGGGAUAAAAGUUAGCUUUUCAGUUACACAGGCAUUGCUCAAGAAUUCUCCUGACCCUACACUCUACUCAGGGACUGGAUGGCCCACUUACAAUGGUCCUCCUUCCAAAGACAAAUGCCCACACCAUACAUUUCCGAGCCUUCUUAGUUAUUCUGACCCUUCUUCAGGGGACAACCAUACUCUUUCAUUAGCUGUCUUGUCAGCCCUAAAAAAAUAGUUUAGACAUGUAUCUAUAGGAAAUAGAAGGGGGUGGGCAGAAAAGCAGUCACAAAGAAGCUGUUUUGACAGCACACCUAGUCUGAAUAUAAGAUGUUUGUAGCAAGAAGGAUGUCUGCCCCAUCAUCCCCCAGAGACUCACUCGUGUGGUGGUCGUGCUAAGGGUGAGGAGAGAGGGGAACAUCUCCCAAGAGCACUUCCAACCCUCACCUGGGCUCCAGAGGCCUCUUUGCUUCCUUUUUCUCUCUCCUCAGUUCCCUGCCUCAAGAUUCUCCUCAGCAAAGGCCUUGGGCUGGGCAUCGUGGCCGGGUCACUUCUUGUAAAGCUGCCCCAGAUAUUUAAACUCUUGGGAGCCAAGAGUGCAGAAGGACUGAGUCUCCAGUCAGUAAUGCUGGAGCUGGUGGCACUGACUGGAACUGUGGUCUACAGCAUCACCAACAACUUCCCCUUCAGGCCUGCCUUUUUCCCUCCCAACUCUUGACUCUGCAGCUCUUGGGGUGAAGCACUGUUCCUGACACUCCAGACAGUUACCAUCUGCUUCCUGGUCAUGCACUACAGAGGAGAGAGCGUGAAAGGAAUCGCUUUCCUUGCCUGCUACGCCAUGGUCCUGCUGGCGCUGCUCUCCCCACUCACGCCUCUGGCUGUAGUCACCCUGCUCCAGGCCUUUAAUGUUCCUGCUGUGGUGGUGGGGAAGUUGCUCCAGGCAGCCACUAACUACCACAACGGGCACACAGGCCAGCUUUCAGCCAUUACAGUCUUUAUGCUCUUUGGGGGCUCCCUGGCCCGAAUCUUCACUUCUGUUCAGGAAACUGGAGACCCCCUCAUGGCUGGAAUCUUCGUGGUCUCUUCUCUCUGCAAUGGCCUCAUUGCUGCCCAGGUCCUCUUCUACUGGAAUACAAAGGCUCCCCACAAACAGAAAAAGGAGCAAUAGAGCUAAACUAGCUUCUAGAAUAAUUCCAUUUCUACUCAUCUGCUGGUGCAAUUUAAUCAUCCUCCAUUCCUCUAACUGCAGCCUCCUGAGCCAGGGCUGUGGGAAUAGCAAAGCUGCAUUCCCUCACUCCAGUGGGCUGGGAUCCCUCCUCUUAAGCAGCGGUCUUCUUACUGGAGAUGAUUCUGCCCUGUCCAUUUAUUUGGACCAAGGACAGAGCCUGGACCAAUGUGGUUGGAAGUUAGUGGCUGCUUCCCUCUGCUGCUCUAGUGGGAUGAUUUAUUGGACCCCAGUUCUAGAGGUGGGGGAGGGGAGGAGUGACUCAGAUAAGGGCCUCAGGGUUGGGUGGGGAGGUUCCUGCUGUGGCAGGUCCUGGCGGAAGGGUGUGUGGAGAAGGCACUGGUUGCUGCGGUAGGGAGAAAAUAAAAGAGACAAUAAAAGACUCAGAAACAUUGU
Grammomys surdaster is the source of this 1890-nucleotide messenger RNA. It is a transcript of the gene Mpdu1, whose product is annotated as mannose-P-dolichol utilization defect 1. The record is from RefSeq and is a predicted model, not a curated record. The transcript is spliced from 6 exons. NCBI's taxonomy places the organism in Eukaryota, Metazoa, Chordata, Mammalia, Rodentia, Muridae. The coding region runs from base 1054 to 1437 and encodes 127 amino acids. Gene Ontology annotation, biological process: oligosaccharide biosynthetic process.